UCACAACAGCAUUCGUUCCCUACCUCAAACAAACAACUGCCCUCGUUUCUUCACAGGACCACUGGCUGGUUACUUGACACGACUUCUACCUUGCCUCCAUCGUGUAACCAUGGACCCUCGAAUGAGCUUCGACGAUAGCUUUCACUUUGACGACCAAUCCAUGUCCUGUACUUCCUCAGCUGGCAGCUUCUCUGCCUCAAACUGCGGCAGCGAGGUCUUCACACCACCUUCAGGUCGCUCAACCCCAGCACAGCGCAUCAGGACUUUGAGCUGUGACAACAUCCAGUACGCGGGCUCGAUUGCAUAUGACCUGACACCACCAACGUCGGCACUCUCGAGCUACUUCCCCCAGGAUAUUCUUGAGUCCGACUCGAUUUACAACACGCCCAGCCGGAAAACCAGUUUGCAAACCUCUCACAGCAUGGAGUUCGAAUAUCCCCAGAUGUACCACAUGCCCAGCGUGGACUCGACCAACUCCCAGCUGCUUGUUCAGUUUCCCUACGCCGACCAGUACAAUGCCACGCCGUUCACUCAAAACCCUGCCUUCUCGCUUGAUGUCCUCGCCUGUCAUGAUGCGGCCGUGUGGCCCAGCUGCCAGGAUGAUAGCCCUGCUGCUUUCUUUGGCGGCCUGCCCUCUCCAGUCGGGCCCAUGACACCGCACCACCAUCACCACCAACACGGCCACCUCCACAACAAGAGGCGUCUCCACCUUGAAGAUAUCCAGCAGAAGACGUCAGCUCUCCACCGCGUGCAGCAGGGCAGACUCGGCAAGCGCGACAGGUUGAUGGACUUCACCCGGAUACCUCAGGGCAUGUACCGCUGUGAUUUCCCAGAGUGUGCCAACAGAAGGCCCUUCAAGAGACAAGAGCACCUGAAGCGGCACAAGGAGACUAAGCACAAGCUUGACGGCGUCAUCUUCUCGUGUCCCUUUUGCUCAAAGACGUUCAACCGGAGAGACAACUACCGGUCACAUCUACUUCUCCACACAAAGAAGGACCGCACCAUCUCACGGACAAGAUAUGAUCCUCGGGCCUUGCCUCUCUACGAGGAAGAGAUGCGGAACACCAAGCACCGGAAUUUCCUCAAGAAGAAGAAGGUCAACAGCCACGGAAUCGAGAUUGACGAGUGACUUCACACCACAAGCUCUCUACGUUCCAUAGGUCCGCAAUCUUUUCGAUCAACCCUUGAUGGCUGUGCUGUAUG
Molecule: messenger RNA, 1203 nt
Organism: Microdochium trichocladiopsis
Lineage: Eukaryota; Fungi; Ascomycota; Sordariomycetes; Xylariales; Microdochiaceae
Exons: 2
Coding region: 110-1129 (339 amino acids)
Source: RefSeq, a predicted model, not a curated record